AUGACGAAGGGAAGUCGAUCUUUGGUAAGCGUCGUGAUAAGACACACACCCUCUGUCGAAGGUGUGGUAGAUCAUCCUACCACAUCCAGAAAUCAAAAUGUGCACAAUGUGGAUAUCCUGCUGCGCUCCUAUCACUGGUCAGUGAAAGCCAAGCGUAGGAAGACCACUGGAACCGGCAGCAUGCGUCACUUGAAAAUCGUAACAAGGCGUUUCCGCAAUGGCUUUAAACCCACCCCUAACAAAGCUGUGGCUUCGUCCUAG
Arctia plantaginis is the source of this 261-nucleotide messenger RNA. The record is from the annotation of a GenBank genome assembly. NCBI's taxonomy places the organism in Eukaryota, Metazoa, Arthropoda, Insecta, Lepidoptera, Erebidae.